This is a messenger RNA of Ceratosolen solmsi marchali, 809 nucleotides long. Its product is annotated as ribonuclease Oy-like. Gene Ontology annotation, molecular function: RNA binding; ribonuclease T2 activity. Lineage: Eukaryota; Metazoa; Arthropoda; Insecta; Hymenoptera; Agaonidae. Bases 1 to 735 code for a protein of 244 amino acids. The record is from RefSeq and is a predicted model, not a curated record. The transcript has 3 exons. Gene Ontology annotation, biological process: RNA catabolic process. Gene Ontology annotation, cellular component: extracellular region.
AUGGUUAAUAUUAUAUUGAAUUUCAAUUUAUUAAUCUUUUUGUUCAUUCAUAAUGCCUGCAGUAAUAAUUACUCAGUAUUAACAUUAUCGCAAAGUUGGCCACAAACUAGUUGUUGGGAUAUAAAUAAAAAGUGGCAAGAGGUAAAUGCUGAGUGUACCACAUGUAAACUACCACAAAGAUCUAAUAAUUGGACAGUUCAUGGACUUUGGCCAACUAAUCGCCACGGGAUACAUCCAGAAUUUUGCGAAGGUGGUAAUUCAUGGGGACAAAAUGGAAUUGAUACCGAAUUACACAAUCUUUUAUCGAAUAAGUGGCCAGGAUUUAGAUUUGGAUUCGAAUACAUCAACUUUUGGAAAUAUCAAUAUAAAAAACAUGGAACUUGUAUUUCCGAUAUUGAAAACACGAACACAUUGAAAAAAUAUUUCUUAAUAGCUGUAAAAUUAUUGGAUCAAUACAAUAUAGGAAAAAUAUUUGAAAAUGCAGGAAUCCUUCCAGACUCCACUUUUACGUUUAGAAAAAUGUCUAAAGUCAUUCAAAAAAUUGUAGGAAAGAAUACUUAUGUGAAAUGUUACCAUGACCCAAUAUCAAAUCGACAGUAUAUACGACAAAUUCACAUCUGCUUUGAAAAAUCCUUUGAACUAACUCAUUGUUCUUACGAAACAUUUUAUAGAAUGAAAACUAAUUGCAAAGUUAAGGAAAAAAUUUUUUAUCCGAGACGUUUAAAUCGUUGCUAAAAAUAAAACCUUCUUUAAAUUAGUUUAGUAAUUAGGAAACUAAUAUUUAAGCCAUUAAAGAUAAAAUCUAUCAU